AGCAAUAUUAGAAAAACUAAUCCCCUUAAAGAAAUAUCCACCGAGUUACGUGUGAAAGCAUUUGAAGAAAUUUAUGUAUUUCUGAAUUUCACGGGUGUUUUAAACUAUUGAAUUUUGUGUUUUGUCCAACUUUUUCUUGUGCGAGGACAUAUUAUAUUAUUCCACUCCGGUUAAGUAUAAAUACUGGAAAAUAUUUUUUUUACCCUAAAGAACAGACUUUUUUCAUCUUUUUACAAAAGUGUUCCAAAUUAAAAAUUAAUGGAUUGUCAAGAUAAGACAGAAAAAACCACACACUCGAAAAAACGGUGUUGAGCCUCAUCUAUGCGUCACGUGAUUUAAGCGGAGCCGGAAGUCUCGCAGAAGGAACCCUCUUGGUUUGAAAGUCACUCUGUCUGAGGUUUCUCCUGACUUGCUGCUCGUCCUCACUCCCGGUAAAGUACACACACCUUUGAACGAUUGUUCCUGAAAGCCUUUCACAUUCUUGUCUUGUGGAUCAUUACGUUGAAACAUCCUCUUUCUUCGCCACUGUGACCCUUGGCGCCAGGUUUUGAGAGUUGGUUGCAGAGAUGCAGGUGAAGAGAGUCGUUCUCAACUCACGGCCAGGUAAUAACGGGGUGCCAGAUCCUGAAAACUUCCGCCUGGAAGAGGUGACUGUCUCCCCUGACCUGGAGGAUGGAGAGGUCCUUGUUCGGACCAUUUACCUUUCAGUGGAUCCUUAUAUGAGAUGCCGAAUGAACGAGGACACCGGUGCAGAGUAUCUGACCCCAUGGCAGCUGUCGGAGUGUGUGGACGGCGGGGGAGUCGGCGUGGUCCAGUCCAGCCGCUGCAGCACGUGUGUGGAAGGAGAUGUGGUCACAUCCUUCAACUGGCCUUGGCAGACGCAGGCUGUUUUGAAAGGAAGUGGUUUACAGAAGGUGGAUCCGCAGCUGGUUGACGGUCAGCUGUCGUAUUUCUUGGGUGCAGUUGGCAUAACGGGCCUCACCGCCCUGCUUGGCAUCAGAGAGAAGGGUCACGUGACCAAGGGGGCCAAUCAGACGAUGGUGGUAAGCGGCGCAGCCGGCGCCUGUGGCUCCAUAGCCGGACAGAUUGGCCGGUUGGAUGGGUGUGUGAGGGUGGUUGGAAUCUGUGGGUCUGAGGAGAAGUGUAACGCUUUAGUCAAAGAGCUGGGCUUCUCUGCAGCCAUCAACUAUCGACAGGACGACAUCCCAGCCCGGCUGAAGGAGACCUGUCCCGAUGGCAUCGACGUUUACUUUGACAAUGUGGGAGGCGACAUUAGUGACACCGUCAUAGCACAGAUGAACAACAAUAGCCAUGUGAUCCUCUGUGGGCAAAUCUCGCAGUACAAUAAGGACGUGCCGUAUCCCCCACCGCUGAGCGAGGAGACGCAGGAAAACCUGCGCAGGAAGAACAUCACCCGGGAGCGAUUCAUGGUGCUCAGCUAUAUGAGCAAAGCCGACGCCGCCCUCUACGAGCUCAGCCAGUGGGUCAGAUCAAAAAAAAUCAAGGUCCUGGAAACUGUGGUGAACGGUAUAGAAAACAUGGGAGUUGCAUUUUGCUCUAUGAUGAAAGGGGGAAACACCGGCAAGCAAAUCAUAAAGAUAUCGUGAUGGAGACAGAAGAGACUGUGCCGUUACCACAAAGCCUUCUGAAAGUUCAUCAAUGAUUAAUACUCAAGAAUGAAGCACUUUGAACUCAUUAGCUCAUGUUGUUUGAUCCCAAUAACUUAUGACUGAAAAACAUUUGAAAGGUGCUUUGUUGUAAGGUGGCUUUUAAAUAAUGAAUCUGCCUCGAAGUUUAACAGUAACACAUUAAAGUAAUUGUAAAGUAUAGUACUGCAUCAGGCCUCAUGGCAUUAUCCUGAAUGAAUUUCUUUGUUUAUGACUGAGUAUAAAAUUAUACAUAUUUUGUAUUUGAGUCCCAAAUUAAAAAAACAAAAAAAACAAACUUUCUGCCUGG
Salarias fasciatus (jewelled blenny) is the source of this 1956-nucleotide messenger RNA. It is a transcript of the gene ptgr2, whose product is annotated as prostaglandin reductase 2. The coding region runs from base 567 to 1607 and encodes 346 amino acids. The transcript has 8 exons. Gene Ontology annotation, biological process: prostaglandin metabolic process. Gene Ontology annotation, molecular function: 15-oxoprostaglandin 13-reductase [NAD(P)+] activity. NCBI's taxonomy places the organism in Eukaryota, Metazoa, Chordata, Actinopteri, Blenniiformes, Blenniidae. The record is from RefSeq and is a predicted model, not a curated record.